AUGGUCUCGCUAAGUUGUGGAUAUCGUUGUCUUCAAAUUAUACUUGUCAUCCUUAAUACUUUUGUCAUCGCAUGUGGUGUUGGCCUCAUAGUUGUCGGGAGUUUGGCCGAAGUUUCUUUGAAGACUUUCGGAGAAUCUAACGAAACCAGCAUCCAAAUUAUCGUUAUUUUCAUCAUUUGUCUCGGAUGUCUCACAUUUUUAAUAGGAUUUUUGGGGUUCUGUGGAGCAUGCCUGAAAAAUGUCUGUAUGCUCAUUACCUAUGCUAUACUGCUUGGAGUGACGGCAGUUGCACAAGUCGUAUGUGGAAUCAUUGGCCUUGUUCUCCGCGAUAAGAUCCCCGGAUUGGUAAAUCACAAUCUGGAUGUGCUGUAUACAGAGUAUAGUGCCAACAAAGAUGUUCAAAAGUUGAUUAACGUGAUCCAGAGUGAGCUGAAAUGCUGUGGAGCGACUGGAACGUGGGCGAACCCGGGGUCUGAACCAGAAUCUUGCCGCAGCCCAGAAGGUGUCGUUUACAAGGAUGGCUGUGUUCCGAAAGUCGAAGAGUUCAUCCAGGAAAAUAUGGUUGCAAUCGGCGUGUGCGUCUUCAUUUUUGCACUAAUUCAACUCAUCUGUAUGACGUUUGCCAUCUGUGUUGUGCAAGCUUUACGGAAAGGAGAAGGCGAGACGGUAUAGACAGUUGCGGUCAAGCCCGAACACCCUUCACGGUCAUUGCCAAUCAUAUUUCAGAUGAAUUAACUGUCCGCGGUCUGGUAUGAACACUUGUCACCCUCCCUCCACUUUCUAAUCAUUUUUGUGUUUGGUGGAAGAAUUCACACCAUUGUUCACAGAGAUUUCACGGUUCGUUUUUUACAACAACUACUACUACUGUCAUCGAGGCUUGGUCACAUUCACCAGCAUUAAUUUUUUGGUGUUUGAGAUUUAUCGUCGAAAUAAAUUUCCAUUGCUUGGG
Opisthorchis viverrini is the source of this 949-nucleotide messenger RNA. RefSeq lists its product as hypothetical. NCBI's taxonomy places the organism in Eukaryota, Metazoa, Platyhelminthes, Trematoda, Opisthorchiida, Opisthorchiidae. The record is from RefSeq and is a predicted model, not a curated record. The transcript has 6 exons. Gene Ontology annotation, cellular component: membrane. The coding region runs from base 1 to 672 and encodes 223 amino acids.